Messenger RNA from Alternaria novae-zelandiae, 1146 nucleotides. RefSeq lists its product as uncharacterized. Lineage: Eukaryota; Fungi; Ascomycota; Dothideomycetes; Pleosporales; Pleosporaceae. The transcript is spliced from 3 exons. The record is from RefSeq and is a predicted model, not a curated record. The coding region runs from base 1 to 1146 and encodes 381 amino acids.
AUGUUCCCUGGCCGUGAGAUAACCCCAGAAGCCUACUUCCAGCGCACGAACCGACCCCGGAAGAAUCUACAGCCCCGCCAGCUUACACCACCACCAGGACUAGAAAACGACCCCUACAUGUGGCAAGUGUGGGAUCGCGGCCGUAAAAGGCAGCAAGACAAGACUGAUCGUGUGCUGGGCAAAGACAGCAUACAUAGAUCAGAUAGUGGCAAUGCUAGUUGGUAUGAUGGGUUUCAGAAGAUGAAGAAGGAGGUGGAAGCAAAGUUGGCGAAGGAGGAGAAGAAGGCUGAGAAGAAGGCUAGGAAGAAGAGAGAGAAAGAGGAGAAGGAAGAGCGGAUACGCAAGGAGAAUAGGGAGAAAGAAGAGCGGAUACGCAGAGAGAAUGAGGUGAGGGAGGCUUUGAGGAAAAAGGGUGAUUUCGCAGACAUACUACGAGACCUAAUCAUAACAACGGAUGGCCAAGCCGAGGAGCCAUACUCCUAUCACGAAUGGGGCUACACCAUCUACCGCACAUGCUACACGCCAGAAUCUCAAUCGCAAUGGGAAUCUCUAAUCGAAUCCAUCCAGCUAGGGGUCGAAAAAUCCCUCCCUGGGUCGCAAAACGAUGAGCCACCGACAACAUCUCAACUCCUACGCUCCCUCCUACGUCUAGACUUCCGCUCCGAUGCUUCCCUGUACGACGGUCUUAGUAUCGAACAGCUUCGCCAGGCCUAUCUCAAUUCACCAGAAGAUUCCGUGCCGCCACCGAACUUCUACAGGAGCGACCGUGUCUUCCUUGUCGCUGACGCGGAGGUUUUGCUGGAUCCUUACUUUCUGCCGGAAGAGAACGAGACGCCAAAAGUACCCGUUGACAAUAACCCAAGCGACGACGCAACUUCCCAAAGUGUGCAGAAAUGGCAAUAUCAAUACCACGGCUACAGCAAAACCUCUGGUACCAAGCGAAGAUGGCUCAAGUGUGUCGAGGUGGACUGCGUUGCUGCGGAUCAUCAUCCAAGGAGAAGAGGUCAGGGCCUCGGGGACCGUUACUUUGGCUGGUUCAUGGUGACGGCGGAAAGUGUGGUGGAGCUGUGGGAGGUUUUGCUUGAUCAGGAUGUCGAGGAGAUUAAACCUAGAUUGGUUGAUGUGAUGAUUUGGGGAGGGUAUUGA